CGGAGGCGGGGCCGGGGCCAACCCGACGGAGGGAAACCCAUCUAGUUCGACCCUCGCUCUUUGGACCCCGCUAGGCCUCAGUCAUCUUCUAGUCCCCGAGAGCUGACUUUCUUGACUGGCCGAGUAGGAGAUGCAAGUCGGGAAGCCUGUCCUCUAUUCCUAUUUCCGAAGCUCCUGUACAUGGAGAGUUCGAAUCGCUCUGGCAUUAAAAGGCAUUGACUAUGAGACAGUGCCCGUCAAUCUCAUAAAGGAUGGGGGGCAACAGUUCUCGAAGGAAUUUCAGACCCUGAAUCCUAUGAAGCAAGUGCCAGCCCUGAAGAUUGAUGGAAUCACCAUUGGCCAGUCACUGGCCAUCAUAGAGUACCUGGAAGAGACUCGGCCCACCCCACGUCUCCUGCCUCAGGACCCGCAGAAGAAAGCCAUUGUGCGCAUGAUCUCCGACCUCAUCGCUAGCGGCAUCCAGCCCCUUCAGAACCUGUCCGUCCUGAAGCAAGUGGGAGAGGAGAAGCAGCUGCCUUGGGCCCAGGCAGCUAUUACUUCUGGCUUCAAUGCUCUGGAGCAGAUUCUGCGGAGCACAGCAGGAAAGUACUGUGUAGGAGAUGAAGUGUCCAUGGCUGAUUUGUGCUUAGUGCCCCAAGUGGCAAAUGCUGAAAGGUUCAAGGUGGACCUCAGCCACUACCCUACCAUCUGUCAAAUCAACAAGGCCCUGCUGGCCUUAGAGGCUUUCCAAGUGUCUCACCCCAGUCGACAGCCAGAUACACCUGCCGAGCUGCGGGCAUAGUUCCAGACCAUGCCUCCUGCACAGGGAAGGGAGUAGGGCUCAGAAGCUGGAUGGGCUGGACAGGCUCAGGAACAAGUGAGCUGAAGCAGAGGGCUUGAAUUUGACCUCUUCCCUGAGGAAGCAGCGGAAACCCUUGGAGUCCAUGACAUUUCUUUGAGGCUGCCAGUAUCAGAGUCUUCUCUAGGGAAAUUAAGUUAGUAGAAUGUAUCUCUCCUUCAACUCCAUCCUGCCUUAACCCUCUUCUCAUGUGUUAGAGUGGGCGUGGCAGACACGAGCAGCUGUAAUGGCUAAUGCUGUCAACCUGAGAAAAAGACCUAGUCACCUGAGGGAAGGGCCUUUAGGAAUGUCUGUGGGGAGUUAUAUUGGUGAUGCUGAGGUGGGAAGACUCGUCAAGGGCGGCAGAGGAUCCUGAGCCUUGAUGAGUAAGCGAAGAGUUGAGCACUAGCGUGUAUGCAUUCAUUGUCUUACGUUGUCUCUGCCUGACUAUGGGUGCAGCUGUGAUCAAGACUCCCACUAAUGCCUUGACCUCCCUGCCACUGUAGACUGGAGGCCGGAACUAUGAGCGAGAAUAAAACCUUCUUCCUUUA
This is a messenger RNA of Arvicola amphibius (Eurasian water vole), 1368 nucleotides long. It is a transcript of the gene Gstz1, whose product is annotated as glutathione S-transferase zeta 1. Lineage: Eukaryota; Metazoa; Chordata; Mammalia; Rodentia; Cricetidae. The transcript has 9 exons. The record is from RefSeq and is a predicted model, not a curated record. Gene Ontology annotation, molecular function: glutathione transferase activity; maleylacetoacetate isomerase activity. Bases 131 to 781 code for a protein of 216 amino acids. Gene Ontology annotation, cellular component: mitochondrion; cytoplasm. Gene Ontology annotation, biological process: glutathione metabolic process; L-phenylalanine catabolic process.